CUAGUAUAUGUAUGUUUGCAAGUGAUGUGUGGGUGCCGAGCAGCGGUAACUUAAGACCGUCUUGCGGAAAGUCCCAGUCUCAGUUGAUGAAAUGGUCAAGUGGAGGCACCAGCGCACUUACAAAAAGCUAAAGCAAGUUCACGAAAGGCAUUUGCCUCCACUGUUCCUCAAAUAGAAACGUAUUUCCCUGUCGGCUGAGGAAUUCUAAAAGAGUGUCAUUCUAAAAAAGUCAGUGAUCGAGGUAAAAAGUGGACACAUUUGGAAUAAUGAGAAGCGCCAAUACGUUAGUGACCAUCAUCACACUGAUGUCCCUUAGUGUUUGCUUAGUCAAAUCUCAGACUCGAUGUACCAACCCCAACCGUCGCAGUGGGUUCUGCACUUCAAUUUACGACUGCCCCUCGCUUCUAGGGGUUAUAUCCCGAAAGCCCCUUCCUGAGUCAAACAGGCAAUUUCUUCUGGCGUCACAGUGUACUGGCGGAACAGGUGCCCAACCUCACGUGUGCUGCAAUGAGGACACUGGAUUUUCAACAUCAACGACUCCCAGAACAAUUACGACAACUCGAAGUAGCAGAAUAUUUCCCAGUAAUGGAAGAGGAAAUGAGCUUCCUAGUCCACCGUCCUGUGGCAGGGAGACGACAGGAAACAAAAUUUAUGGUGGAAAUGUAACUGAACUAGAUGAGUUUCCAUGGAUGGCGCUUUUGAUUUAUAAAGCAGUUAGUGGUGCUCUGUCCAUGAGUUGUGGUGGUUCACUGAUCAACCAAAGAUACGUCCUCACGGCAGCUCACUGUGUCAAGGGCGAAAUUUUAACUGAAGUGGGGCAGAUAUACUCUAUUCGUCUAGGAGAAUAUGAUAUAACGAAAGAUAUUGACUGUGUUGACAAAGAUUGCGCAGAUCCACCUAUAGAGACUGGAUAUGAGGAGAUCAUCGCACAUGAAAGCUUCGAUCCUAGUGCCACGAAUCGCCAUCAUGACAUAGCAUUAAUCAGACUUAACCAGGAUGUACUUUACACGGACUUCAUUACUCCCGUUUGCUUGCCCUCUGUUCUGAAUUUCCAAAGAUCGCAAACGGGCACAAGCGUUGUUGUGGCGGGUUGGGGAAGAACGUUACGAGCUAGUCAAAGUUCCAUCAAACAAAAAUUAACUUUACCAGUUUCGGACCCAGCGGACUGUGGUCGGAAGUUCGCUACCAAGAAUGUUAAUAUCAUCGAUUCUCAACUUUGCGCAGGAGGAAUUUACACCCGAGAUACAUGCGAUGGAGAUUCAGGAGGCCCACUUAUGAAAAUUGUCAAAAAUUAUUGGAUCAUUGAAGGCAUCAUCUCGUUUGGUAAUCGUUGCGGAUUAGACGGGUGGCCAGCGGUUUACACAAGAGUGAGCAGCUAUGAGAGCUGGAUUAAGCGCAACUUGCGGCCAUAAGCGAACGUAUGUGAUCUGCCUUUCCACCUCAUUGAUUAAAAGAGUCACAUUAAUUGAUGGCUCGUUGCGUUACUCAAAGUGAUGAAAAAUUUGUUGAACUUCUAAUUUAACCAAUCUGUUAGUGCAGAGUCUGCCAAAAUUGACUCAAAGAAGUGCUCGUUAAUGAGUAUCAAACCUACUUUUAAAUACUGUUUUCGCAAUAAAUUAAUUCUUUGUAUGAAUUGUCAAUAGGAAAA
Hermetia illucens (black soldier fly) is the source of this 1648-nucleotide messenger RNA. Its product is annotated as serine protease 7-like. The coding region runs from base 267 to 1412 and encodes 381 amino acids. Gene Ontology annotation, molecular function: serine-type endopeptidase activity. NCBI's taxonomy places the organism in Eukaryota, Metazoa, Arthropoda, Insecta, Diptera, Stratiomyidae. The transcript is spliced from 5 exons. The record is from RefSeq and is a predicted model, not a curated record. Gene Ontology annotation, biological process: proteolysis.